AGAGGUUAUAGUAGGACGGUGAAUAUAGGGCAUGCAUGAAUAUUACUCGUCCAUAUUAUUCAUAUGCAGUUAUAAUUCGACAUAUGAUCAUCACCUAAAAUUAUACUCGAGUUGAUCAAUAAGCAGUUAUCUACGAUGGAAUAUUAGAGAAAAGAAAUAGACGAAAACGCGGAGGAAUAUAUUUGAAUAUCAGUUCCUAAGAGGCGACAUCUAUUUGUUUGUAGCUGUUGGUUGGCGCGGAUUCAAAAAGGUCGAAGGAUUUACUGCGAUAACGUCUACAUUUACUGCACAAUCACUCAACAAAACUGAUUUUAUUUUCGUAUGGUGAAUAAGAGUUAAAAACAGCAACAUGUCUGGUUUAUUGAGGAAGUUGCAUAUUCCUGGAGUAAAAAAGCGUGAAAGGCCCGACAGUGAAGCAAGAGUAAAGCUUCAAAAGGAGUUAUUUGCUUUCACCAAGUGCACUGAGCAUGGGUUUCCCAGCAAGCCAAGCGCCACUGCCUAUGAUCCAAAAUUGAAACUUCUCGCAAUCGGCACCAAGAGCGGAGCAGUAAGAAUUGUAGGAGGUCCUGGAGUAGAGUUCGGAGGUCAACACGAAGCUGAGGGAUCUGUCACACAACUAUUUUUCUUACCUGAACAGGGUCGCCUGAUCAGCUUAUUCAGUGACAACUCUCUCCACUUAUGGGAGGUCAACAUCAAAGAUGGCAACUCUGUCUUGGAGAAGGUCAAAGACUUCUCCAUGGAGAAUAGCAAAUUGAAGAACAUCUCCGCAUGUUGUCUAUCCAGUAAUGCAGAGAACCUUCUCUUGGGGACAGAGGGAGGUAACAUCCACCUCUUGGAUGUCAGCACAUUCAGCCUUAGCGAUCAAAUCAUCUACCAGGAUGUUGUCAUGCAAAAUGUCCCAGAUGAUUUCAAAGUGAACCCAGGUGCAGUAGAAGCUAUUGCCGAACAUCCAAAUGAUCCAAACCGCUACCUUAUCGGCUACAAUCGUGGCCUCGUUGUCAUGUGGGACAAUGAGAAAAGCCAAGCCGACCAAACUUACAAUACAACACAGCAACUUGAAUCUGUGACAUGGCACAGAGAUGGUACACAGUUCAUGAGUGCCCAUGCUGAUGGUAGUUACAUUAUAUGGUCCACAGAAGACUCUAAUGAACCCAAGGAAAAGGCUACCACUCCAUAUGGACCUUUCCCAUGCAAAUCUGUCAACAAGGUUCAAUGGAAGACUGCCAAAGCUGGAAACUUCAUUAUUUUCUCUGGAGGCAUGCCCCGUGCCAGUUAUGGCGAUCGUCACACUGUCAGCGUAAUGCAGGGCGGUACACACACAGCUUUCGAUUUCACAUCACGCGUCAUAGAUUUCCUUGCACUGACAACUCUUGAUGAAAUGGAUGCCGAAACUAUCGGAGAUGACACAAUCGCAAAGUAUGAUGAGCCCCAUACACUGUUGGUUCUCUGUGAAGAGGAACUUGUGGCCAUUGAUCUGUUGUCUGAUGGCUGGCCCAGCUUCCAACUCCCAUAUUGCAGCAGUCUCCAUUCUAGCGCUAUCACAACAUCUGCACAUGCUGCCAAUGUACCAGAUGCAUUUUGGGAAAAGGUUGAACAGGCCGGCAAAGCACAAUUUGAAGGAUUCUCAGUUCGGGAAUGGCCCAUCACAGGUGGAACCAACCUUUCAGGGCCUGCCACAUCAAGAGAUAUGCUCCUAACUGGACAUGAAGAUGGCUCCGUUAGAUUCUGGGAUGCCUCCACUACAGAUCUGAAGCUUCUAUACAAACUCACCACCACUGAGGUGUUCGGUGAUGGCCCACUUGACCAGAGCAAUGCAGAGGGAGAUGAGGAAUGGCCACCAUUCAGGAAGGUUGGAACUUUCGACCCAUACAGUGAUGACCCUCGUCUCGGCAUCCAGAAGAUCACAUUGUGCCCCCUUAGUGAGACACUAGUGAUUGCUGGUACAGCAGGUCAGGUGGUCCUUCUUGGACUAGAACGUGAGCAACGCACGACAGAGGUCAGUUCUGUCACUGUAAACAUUGUCAGUGAUAGGGACAACUUUGUCUGGAAGGGACAUGAAGCUCUGAAAGUGCGAGCCGGAGAUGUGAAAUUUGAGGCAGGUUUCCAGCCAUCUGUUGUGAUGCAGCUACACCCCCCUGCGGCUUGUACCGCUCUGGCAGUGCAAACUGAGUGGCAAUUGAUUGCCGCUGGAACUGCCCAUGGAUACGGUCUCUUUGACUAUGCCCAAAAGAAGGAAGUAGCCACAAAGUGCACACUUAACCCACAGGAUUUAACUGGGACUGGGGAGAGUGCCAUGUCUCGCCGUAAGUCAUUCAAGAAAUCACUUAGAGAAUCAUUCCGCCGCCUCCGUAGAAAAAAAGAAAGCUAUGAAGUUAAUGCCAAGAAGAAGGAAGAACCAAAACCUAAAGAAGAGGAACCAGCAAAGGAAGCAGAAAAGACUGAGGAGAAGAAGGAAGAAGAGGGGGCUGAAGCUCCAGCAGUUGAGGGAGCCGAGGCAGCAGCUCCUGCCCCAGCUGAGCCAGAACCCGCACCUGCAGCUACCCCACCACCCAAGGAGGAACCUGCAGCCCCUGCCCAAUCCGAAGGACGACGAACCAUUGAGAGACAAGUUGAAGCUAGACCAGUUGAUGACUCCAUGGGAUCUAUGGUCCGAUCUCUCUAUUUCUGUGACACUUUCAUACUUCACGAUAAAGCCACACAUAACACCUUAUGGGCUGGCACCAACAAUGGAAACAUAUUUGUCCACACACUCACAGUUCCAGCAGCUGACAAACGAGGAGAAGACUCUGUUGUCUGCCAACUAGCACGUGAAAUUAGACUGAAGCACCACGCUCCUGUGAUAUCUAUUGCUGUGAUUGAUGGCCGCGCUGCACCCUUGCCUGAUGCCCUUGAAGUUGCCAAUGAGAGAGCAAAGGUACCAGAAAACCACGACCACAAAGUUGUCAUAGUUUCCGAGGAGCAAGUGAAGAUUUUCACCCUACCCAACUUGAAGCCGUACGGCAAAUUCAAGCUGACAGCACAUGAAGGCAGCAGAAUUCGCAAAGUUGGUUUCACAUCAUACAGAAGUAGAAGUGAUGAAAACUACGCAGAAACUGACAUUAGUGUUUUGACCAAUCAGGGAGACCUGAAUAUUUACACCUUGCCUGGACUGCGUCGCCAGUUGAACCAAAAUGCCAUUAGGAAGGAAGAUGUUGUAGGUAUAUCAUCAGCUGUAUUCACAAAGAAUGGCCAAGGUUUCUACCUUGGGUCACCCUCGGAAUAUGUGCGAUUCUCCCUUUCUGCACGCUACACUAGUACACCCCUGUGUAUGGUUGAACUGAAGGAGGGCAUGAGGCCACCACCCCCAGAACCAGAACCUGAAGCAGAACCUGAGGUGGAAGCAGCCGCAGCUGAAGAGACACCCGCAGCUGAAGGAGAUGCUGAGGCCAAACCAGCAGAGGAGAGCAAAGAGGGUGAUGAAGCUGUUGCCGUAGUAACCGAAGCUGUUGCUGCAACAGCACUCGAUGAUAGCCGCGUUGAGGAAAACGCUGGAGAUAUAACACAAGAUAGUGUUCAAGAACAUCUUAUUACUGAGGCUACUACCACGACCACUGAGUUAGUAGAGGGAGGCACUUCAUCAGAGGUUAUAACAUCAUCAACUGUUACCACAACAACCAUCAUCACUGAACAACGUGUUGAGGGUGCAGUCGUCACAACAACAGAAGAACAAGUCUCCUCAGAAAACACUAGCACAGACCCCCAACCCAUCGUAGAAGAACCAGAUGAUCAACUAGAUGCAGGAAAAAUAAUCGAAAAUGUGACAAAAACAACUACUACUGUUGUCAAGGAAACCAGUGAUGUAGUAAAGGUUAAUGAUGAGACUGUUGCUGAAAAUGAAGAGACAGUGAGUGAACAAUUAGAGGAGUUAAGAAUCACAGAAGAAGGAGAUGAUAAUGUAGAAACUUCUAGUAAACCAGAUGGGGAUUCAGAAACUUCUAGUAAACCAGAUGGGGAUUCAGAAACUUCUAAUAAACCAGAUGGGGAUUCAGAAACUUCUAAUAAACCAGAUGGGGAUUCAGAAA
Owenia fusiformis is the source of this 4061-nucleotide messenger RNA. Lineage: Eukaryota; Metazoa; Annelida; Polychaeta; Sabellida; Oweniidae. The record is from the annotation of a GenBank genome assembly.